Molecule: messenger RNA, 2763 nt
Organism: Panicum virgatum (switchgrass)
Lineage: Eukaryota; Viridiplantae; Streptophyta; Magnoliopsida; Poales; Poaceae
Product: receptor-like protein 2
Exons: 1
Coding region: 285-2420 (711 amino acids)
Molecular function (GO): protein binding
Source: RefSeq, a predicted model, not a curated record
UCAUUCUCGAACAAUAGCAACAGACAGGUCCAUGAUACCGGCCAACAAGUCCUGCUUCUUUUGACAGCAAGGCCGGUCAAGUCUCUACAGCGACAGAUUGACCUUGUUGGAAUGACAGCACAGGUCGUGAAUAGACGAAUUUUGAAGUGGCUCGCCAUCUCUUGCACGUUAAAUACUUGAUUACUUAAAGGGCGAGCGUCUCCAAAUAAAACAUAUAUAUUGGGCAUUCAUUGCUCCAAACCAUACCCCGCAAGAACACUCCUGAUAGUGUCACAAGAGAACUCAUGAAGACAUUACCUCAUUCUUCAUGCAACAGCAAAACCAGCAAGUUAGCCAUACCAGUGCUUGGAUUUUCCCUAGUGUUAAUUCUCUCAUUGGCCUCUCCUACCACCUCAUGCACCGAGAAGGAGAAGAGCUCCUUGCUCCAGUUCGUCGCUGAGCUCUCCGUCCAGGGUGGCCUCGCUACUUCGUGGAAGCAUGACACAGAUUGUUGCAAAUGGGAAGGUGUAACCUGCAGUUCAAACCAGACGGUGACUGAUGUUUCCCUGGCUUCCAGAGGUCUUCAGGGGCACAUCUCACCGUCCCUGGGCGACCUCACUGGCCUUCUGCGCUUAAACUUGUCCAACAACAUGCUAUCUGGAGGCCUACCGACAGAGCUGGUGUACUCCAACAGCAUCAUUGUCCUAGAUGUCAGCUUCAACCAACUCAAUGGAGAUUUUCAGGAGCUGCAAUCUUCAACCCUGAGACCUCUGCAGGUGCUGAACAUCUCAAGCAACUUCUUUACAGGACAAUUUCCAUUCACCACAUGGGAAGUGAUGAAGAGUCUGGUUGCACUCAAUGCUAGCAACAACAGCUUUACUGGGGAGAUACCAACCAUGUUCUGUUUCAGUGCACCAUCCUUUGCUUUGCUUUAUCUCAGCUAUAACCAAUUCAGUGGAGGCAUCCCUCCAGGACUCGGUAAUUGCUCCAUGCUGACAUCUCUCAGUGCUGGGAGCAACAACCUCAAUGGGGCUCUUCCUGAUGAACUCUUCAACCUCACCUUGUUGGAGCACCUCUCUUUAUCUAACAAUCAGUUAGAAGGAUCACUCAGUGGCAUCAGCAAGCUCAAAAAUCUGGUCACCCUUGAUCUUGGAGGGAACAGUAUCAAUGGAAAUGUCCCGGACUCAAUAGGUGAACUAAAGAGAUUAGAGGAGUUCCAUUUGGACCACAAUAACAUGUAUGGGGAACUCCCAUCCACUCUAACCAACUGCACAAAUCUCAUGAUCAUCGACCUCAAAAGUAACAGUUUCAGCGGAGAACUCAGCAAUGUCAAUUUCUCCAACUUACCCAAUUUAAAAAUAUUGGAUCUUUUGCGGAACAACUUUGAUGGCACAAUCCCAGAGAGCAUCUAUUCAUGCAGCAAUCUGAAAGCAUUACGACUAUCUUCAAAUAAGUUUCAUGGCCAGUUGUCAGAAAGAAUCGGCAAUCUGAAGUCCCUCACAUUUCUAUCGCUUGUUAACAACUCCAUUUCAAAUAUCACAGGUGCACUUCAGAUCCUAGGGAGUUGCAGGAAUCUGACCACCUUAUUUAUUGGGCAUAACUUCUUUGAUGAGGCCAUGCCAGAGGAUGACACAAUUGAUGGUUUUGAGAAUCUUCAGGUUCUUGCUUUGAAUCAUUGUUCAUUAUCUGGAAAAAUACCCUUUUGGUUCUCAAAGCUCAAAAAUUUGGAAGUGUUACUUUUGUAUGGAAAUCAACUAACUGGACCAGUACCAGACUGGAUCAACAGCCUAAACUUCCUAUUCCAUAUAAACCUAUCAAACAACAGUCUUAUAGGGGAAAUUCCAACAGCCUUAGUAGACAUGCCAGUGCUAAAAGCAGAUAAGGUUGCAUCAAAGGCCUUUGAACUUCCUGUUUACAAGAGUCAAUCACGACAAUUCCGUAUGCUUAUUUCUUUCUCUACGACACUGAAUUUAGGCAUGAAUAACUUCAGUGGUAUGAUCCCUGAAGAGAUCGGUCAGUUGAAAGCGCUCCUUUCACUCUAUUUGGGCUACAACAAAUUAACUGGACCAAUCCCACAAUCGAUCUGCAACCUCACAAACCUCGAGGCACUGGACUUGUCUAGCAACCAUCUAACAGGUGCAAUCCCGACCGCACUAAACAAUCUGCAUUUCCUUUCUAAAUUCAAUAUCUCCAACAACGACCUAGAAGGGCCUAUCCCAACCACUGGCCAGCUGAGCACAUUUCCAAGUUCUAGCUUCGACGGGAAUCCAAAGUUGUGUGGUCCUAUGCCUGCGCACCACUGUGAUUCGCCAGAAGCGAUUUUCUCUGCAAAACAAAACGGCGACAUGAUCGAAAAGGUCAUCUUUGCGAUCGCCUUUGGCGCGUUCUUUUGUGUAGGGGUGCUGUAUGAUCAGAUAGUAUUAUCCAAGUUUUUUGGCUAGUGCUACUUCAGUUUGCAUACCGGUUUGUGGUGAUUUUGCUUAUUCAGGUUUAGCAGGAGCUUCAGUCUACAAGCCUCCACUAGUGGAACCAUACUUAACUCAUAUUCAGAUUUACCAAAAGGUAAAACUGGAAGUUAUUCUGAGGUGAUAAUUGAAUAGUGAGUUGUGAUCCCAUGGUUGGAGAUGUAUUAAAGUGAGUAACCAUGUGCCAUGUGAGUUAGUAAUUUUAACUGACGCAAUAUGAAUACGUCAGUACUUGAAUCUUUUUGCCUUGUCAGGAUCCAGCGUAACUCUACUAGGCACUAGCCAUGAUUUUCUGGAUCAGAUAUUCCAUCAAAACACC